Cimex lectularius (bed bug) is the source of this 1560-nucleotide messenger RNA. RefSeq names its product group XIIA secretory phospholipase A2 (gene GXIVsPLA2). NCBI's taxonomy places the organism in Eukaryota, Metazoa, Arthropoda, Insecta, Hemiptera, Cimicidae. The record is from RefSeq and is a predicted model, not a curated record. Gene Ontology annotation, biological process: phospholipid metabolic process; arachidonate secretion; lipid catabolic process. Gene Ontology annotation, molecular function: calcium ion binding; A2-type glycerophospholipase activity. Bases 107 to 706 code for a protein of 199 amino acids. The transcript has 4 exons. Gene Ontology annotation, cellular component: extracellular region.
AAUUGUAUCAUUCUUUGUAGCCCGUCAUUAACCUUCUCAGGUUCCGAUGCUAAAAUUAAAUUUUGAACUACGGACCUUCACCGUAUAUUUGUAGUUUUUCUUACUCAUGGAGAUACCAAAAGCGAAAGUUUUUAUUUACGCCUUGACUUUUGUCGGCUACAUCUGGAGCGGCUACGGGAACAACGUGCUAUCAAGUUUGAGAGAGGCGGUCUUGGCCGCUGAAAACGUUUUCGGCAACUUCCUUUUAAAGUUCGACGAGGUGGUCAGCAAGCUCAAGAAUGUUCAUGACACCAUAGACUCGUCUCUGGACGAAGAUUGUCUCUGGAAUUGUCCUAAUGGUGUCACUGCUGUCAGUAACAAAUAUUCAAAGCCAGUCACAAAUGGGUGUGGACCAGAAGGGUUAAAUGUAAAUGUUGAUGCACCAUUUUAUAAUGAUAUGGUGAAGUGCUGUAACACUCAUGAUGUAUGUUAUGGGACUUGUAAUACACUCAAAGAAAAAUGUGAUUUAACUUUCAAAAGGUGUCUGUACAGCACCUGUGAAAAUAAAAAUCUAGAUAGUUUAGUGCUAAAAGCUUGUAAAGGUGCAGCGAAAGUGCUAUUCACAGCCACACAGUCCAUUGGUUGUAAAUUUUUUAAGGAUGCUCAGAGUGCAGCUUGCUACUGUCCAACACCUAAAAAGAAGAAGUAUGCUGCUGGAGAGUUGUAGUUAAGUAGUGAGUUUGAUAAAGACGCUCAAUGUUUUUAAUUCUUACAUGCUUGUAAGGAUGUUACCUAUGUGUUUUGAAAAACGAGUUUCACCAUGAUUGUUAUAUUGUUUUCAAUUUUUAGAUUAUAUUUUCUGGUCAAUGUGAUUAUAUAUAGGAAUGUUAGUAAAAGUGUUCAAGAAGACUGACAAUUUGUUUUGAGAUUAGUGAUUAAUAUUUUGAAUAUUAUAUUAAUCCAAAUGUUAUAUUUGAAUAUUAAUAAUAUAUUUAGCAGUCAUAAUUGACCUAUUUUAAUUAUUUUAAUUAAUUACAUUUUUAUCUAAAGUCUUGGUUGAGAUGAAAAAGCGGGAUUAUUAUCACUUCAGUAACUUAAAAGUCAUGAUAGCGUAAGUGGUUGAAGCGCGGCAAAGCUGAAGGCUGUGGGUUCGAAUCCGACUCAUGACAAUAACUUUUUCAGCUCAAUCAAGACUUUAGUUAAGUAUAAUUAAUUUUGAAUAUUGUAGUUUGGUCAUUACCGAUCAUCCUGCUCUGCAGGUGUAUUUCAGCCAUGAGUAAGACACUGAAUAUGGUGAAAUACGGAAAUGCCUCAGGUAGAUCAAAACGAUAAAUAACAACCAAAGAACAAAUUUAUCAACCCCAGAUCACACGAGACUCACAAUUUUGAACAUUUCUAAACACUACUGUUUAAAUAAUCACAGUGACAUUUUUGUCCUAGCAAGAAUUAAGUCCUAACUCAAAUUAAAAAAUUUCUGUUAAAUAAAAUGAAUUUGCAUUCAUAAUAACACACUAAAACUAGAAAUAUUGUGAUAUUUGAAAUAGGUUGUUUGUAAUAUUGUAAAAAUACAGUAAUAUAUUU